Molecule: messenger RNA, 1605 nt
Organism: Cuscuta epithymum
Lineage: Eukaryota; Viridiplantae; Streptophyta; Magnoliopsida; Solanales; Convolvulaceae
Source: the annotation of a GenBank genome assembly
AUUCUUUACAUGGUAUUCAGAGCCUUGUAGAAUUCUUCUCUACAUUUUUUUUUCUCCGUCUCCUCCUCAUGGAGAUCACACAAGCAACCACUCUUGUUCAACUCAACGCCCCAACGAACUUUCCCAUCAAAUUAUCUGCAACCAACUUUCCGGUAUGGCGCCGGCAAAUUGAAGCCACUCUCAUCGGGUUUGAUCUUCUUCCAUACAUCGAUGGUUCUCUUAUUGUUCCGUCUCAGUUCAACGAUGAUGCCAAGAAGGUUCCAAAUCCAUGCUAUUCCACGUGGUUCCGCCAGAAUCAGAUCCUUAUUAGCGCGUUUCUUGGGGGCUGCACCGAACCUGUUCAACCCCUUCUCUCAGCCGUUACCACCGCAAAGGAGGCCUGGGAUGUUCUUCUCACCAGUUAUGCAAAUGCCUCUCCCGGUCGUAUUCUUGCACUCAAAAGCAAACUCUCUCGUAAUCCCCGUGGCAACGGAUCCAUUCCGGCUUACUUGAAAGACAUGCAAGAGAUUGCCGGUGAUUUGGCAUUGGCGAAAAAUCCUGUUUCUGACACUGAUUUGCAGAUAUUUAUUCUCAAUCAGUUAGGAGAUGAUUACCGAUCUAUUAUCAGUGCACUCCGGGUACGUAAUACACCCACAUCCAUGCUUGAACUCAGGGGCGGAGCUAGAGGGGUGGCCAACCGGGCCACGGCCCGCCCCAAAUUUGAAAAUUCUUUGUAUUUUUAGUCUAAAAAUUUAUGUGAAAAAAAUUAUCUGAAAAAUUCUUUGUACCGGCUCAGCCCAACCUUCAAUCCUAGCUACGCCCCUGCUUGAACUUUCAGAGAUUCUCACGGAUCAUGAACGUUUACUCAAAGAUUCUGAAGAUGAUGGACCCUCUUUUCUGCCUACCGCUAAUAUAACUCAACGUCAGCCUUCAUCUGGGUCUGCUUUAUCUGAUUUCCGCAAGCGAGAUCACCUCUUUGGGCAUCGCAGCAACUCCGGACACCGUCCGACUCAGUCCUCUUCUGGUAGUGUUUCUCCAGUCCCUGCGGCUGGCCGCUCACGUGCAGUUUGUCGUUUUUGUAACUUUUCAGGUCAUGUAGUCAAAGAUUGCCGCAAACUUGCCCGAUUUUUACGGGAUAAUCAAAUUCAUACACCGCCUGUUGUCAAUACUAUGACUCACAGUGAUCUCUCUGGAUCUUCUCAACCAUGGCUUUUUGACUCCGGAGCGUCUCAUCAUGCAGCUUCCGGAGUGGCUUCCUUGCAGGAGUUUUCAACUUAUGAUGGUCCUGAUGAAAUCCGCCUGGGAAACGGACCAGAAAACCGGCACUCACAUCAUGAGGGGUAGAAAUGUCAACGGUGUUUAUUAUGCUCCCACCACUGUUGGUUCACCUAUAAUCAAUGCUACCAGUUUGUCUUCCGUGUCUCAUCUUCAUCAUAGCCUGGGACACCCAUCAAAUAAGAUUCUAGUUACUCUAUUGAAUAAAUGUGACAUGAAUGUAUCAUCCAAGGCCAUUCGUGACUUUACUUGUACUUCUUGUCAUAUAAAUAAAAGUCAUAAAUUACCUUUUGCAGUUAAUUCUCUUACUAGUUCUCGUCCACUAGAUCUAGUUUACACCGAUGUUUGGAG